Acanthosepion pharaonis is the source of this 654-nucleotide messenger RNA. NCBI's taxonomy places the organism in Eukaryota, Metazoa, Mollusca, Cephalopoda, Sepiida, Sepiidae. The record is from the annotation of a GenBank genome assembly.
AUGAAACUGAUGACAGCGAAUUUCUUAUCAUCGUAUCAAUUGCUUUCAUAUCGUUUUAACUUGAAUAAUGCUUAUAUUAAAUCUAAACAACUCUCUCUCUCUCUCUUAACGUUUGCCUGGUUAUUUCAACUUCUCUUUUGUCUCUUAAUAUUUUUGGUGAUCAUUUUUACACUGUCCAUUCUAUCUUCUAAUCUAUCUAUCUUUGUCUAUCUCUAUCUAUCAAAUUCUUUCAUAUCUAUGAUCUAUCUAUUUUAUCACUGUCCAUAUCUAUCUAUCUAUCUAUCUAUCUAUCUAUCUAUCUAUCUAUCUAUCUAUCUAUCUAUCAAAUCUCGGUCUGUUCAUAUCUAUCUCUCUAUCUAUCUAUCCAUCUAUCAAUCAAAUCUCGUCUGUUCAUAUUCCUAUCCAUCUAUCAUAUCAAUCAAAUCUGGUCUGUUCAUAUCUAUGUUCUCUAUCAUCUAUCUAUCUAUCUAUCUAUCUAUCAAUCAAGUUAAAUCUCGUUCUGUUCUAUCAAUCUAUCUAUCUAUCUAUAUCUAUCUAUCUAUCAAUCAAAUCUGUCUGUUCAUUAUCUAUCUAUCUAUCUAUCUAUCUAUCAUCUAUCUAUCUAUCUAUCUAUCUAUCUAUCUCAUUCUGUUCAUAUCUAUCUAUCUAUUUUAA